Acaulospora colombiana is the source of this 1518-nucleotide messenger RNA. Lineage: Eukaryota; Fungi; Glomeromycota; Glomeromycetes; Diversisporales; Acaulosporaceae. The record is from the annotation of a GenBank genome assembly.
AUGACGGAAACCAAUACAGAAGUUGAGUUGGACAGUGAACUUCAUGACCAAGAUUCCAUCUUGACGGACGAUCGACUUGAUGUCGCAGAAACCCAAGAACCUAUCCUGAGCGAUAAAGAAUUAUACGCAUGGUACCUUUAUGCCUUUGCGUGUGAGGUUUUUGCGGUAGUAUCAUUAACAAGCUUUAUACCCCUCAUUUUAGAGCAGUUUUCAUUUGAAAAGGGGGUAUUAGAUGUGGAUCACUCAAUUCCUUGCAAAAAUUCCACUGCACUCUUUGUUUCGGAGGAAAUUCGCUGCGUGGUGAACAUUCUUGGGUUGUGGGUCGAUACGGCCUCGUAUAGUUUGUACACGUUCUCAAUUAGCGUGGUCCUGCAGGCAAUUACCGCAAUAUCGAUUGGCGCAACCGCGGACCAUGGAACGAUGCGUAAAACCUUGUUAUUAAGCUUCGCUUUUGCGGGAAGCGUUUCGGCGAUGUUGUUCUUGUUUGUGACACCUAGUAUGUUUUUACUGGCCGGAGUUUUCGCCAUCGUAGGAAAUGUUUGUUUCGGUGCAUCCUUUGUCUGCUUCAAUGGAUUUUUACCGGUGUUGGUGAGAAACCAUCGAGACGUAAGAGUGAUUUCCGACAAGAUUGGGUCACAUGAUAUUAUAAGUAGCCAACGCACACUGGUGGAUGAGGGGGUCAGCAAUAUGGACGAAGAUCACAUUAGCCUCGAAGAGACAAGUCUCUUGACAACCCGUGACCGACACUCGAUCGUCAAUCUUUUGGACGCCCAAUCAUCAGAUCCGGAAUUGUCCAAGCUUUCGGAAGAUUUGAUGAAAACGAAAGAUCACAUCUCCACACAUAUUUCUACACGGGGUUUCGCUUCUGGUUAUGUUGGAGGAAUAAUACUUUUGAUUGGAGUGUUUUUGUCAGGAGUAUGGUGGUUUUUAUUCUCCCUGCUGGUCGCCAAGUGGUUGCGACCUAGACCGGGACCACCAUUGUUCGCGGGCGAUGGGAAACAAGUCGGGUGGUUAGAUUACAUUACAUUUGCGUGGAUACGAUUAUGGAAAACAAUCAAGCACGCAAAAAAAUUGGAGAUGUCAUUUAGAUUCCUGAUGGCUUGGUUUUUUAUAUCCGAUGGAUACACCACAAUAUCUUCGGUUGCUUUACUGUUUGCCAAGACGACGUUGCAUAUUCCCGCAGCCGGUCUCAUAAUAAUAGCCAUAAUAGCGCCGGCGACGGGGGUGAGUUACUGCAGAACCUUGUUUGGCGAAUUGGUUCCUCGCGGCCGAGAGACAGAAUUCUUUGCUUUAUACGCAAUUACGGACAAGGGGUCGAGUUGGCUGGGGCCGGCCUUGGUGGCCAUUAUCACAGGCAAGUUAACGCAUCUAACCAAACGAUUCUAUAUCACUCACGAAAUUAGAUAUGGAUUUGUUUUACUAUUUAUUCUCGUUUCAUUACCUAUCCCUCUUCUGUUGUCUGUGGAUGUCGUUAAGGGCAAACGUGAUGCAAUGAAUUCGUCAAAAGAGGAGAUCUAG